CAGAUCGUAUAAUAAUUUUUUAUAAGAUGACUGAGUUACCAGUGAUUUACAGUGAAGAGGAAAAGGUAUGGAGUGGACCCCCAAGGAGUACCAUUUACAAGGAAGAUACUUCUUUGGGUAGAAUUAUUUUCCACACCAUGAGAAACUGGCCGAAAAAUGUGUGCCUGAUAUGUGAUAUUACAGGGGUCUCCCUAACUUUCGAGCAAGUCCUAACCUGGGCCAUUCGAAUUGCCCAAUCCUUUAGGAAAAGGUUACUCAACCAUAAGAAUAUCAUUGGCAUCGCUGCCAAAAAUUCUACGUAUGUCAUGCCUCUGGUAGUGGCAUGUCUAAUGAAUGGAACUCCCUUCCAUGCUGUGAGUCCAGUGUUGGAUGAAGCCACUUUAAAGCAUAUGUUUUCGAUCACCAAGCCUAAGCUGAUUUUCUGCGAUGGCAAUGUUUGGCAGAAAAUUCAUGCAGCUACUAUCGAUUGGCGACCUGAGAUUUUUAUUAUCACUGGAAAAGUUGAGGGUGUACUCAGUAUUGAGUCACUGCUCGAUUAUACAGAUGACGAGAAUAUUUACCAACCGGAACCCUUGGCGGAGGGUGGCAAUCAGACAGUGGUUAUUCUCUGCUCCUCGGGAACAACUGGUUUACCGAAAGCCAUAUGUCUUUCCAACAACGAAGUACUGCCAAUGCCAAUGGCCAAUAGCGAGUCUGUCAUCUAUACUGCAAGUGGUCUGGAUUGGACCUCGGGUCUAGCAGCUUAUAUUAUUGCCGCUGCUCUCGGCAGUACCAUGAUCUGCAGUAGCAACCCUUUAACGCCGGAGUAUUUCGUCCAUUUGAUGAAGAAGUACAAGAUCACUCACACAUCAUUGGCUCCUUGGUAUCUAUCAGCGAUAUGCAGCUGCCCAGAAGCCACAGCUGGAGAUUUAAAAUCCCUCAGGAAAUUAUUUUUCACCGGUGGUGCGAUUUCCUCGGCUACAGGCGAAAAACUUAAGGAUCUCUUCAGGAAUGCUGUCAUCUGUGCGAGUUACGGACUAACAGAAACGGGCACCAUUUCGAUGAGUUUCGACAGUCGAAAUUGCCUAACCGCUGGCAGACCUUUUACCGGAGUACGGGUUAAAAUUAUAGACGAGACCAAUCGGAAUCUGGGACCCAAUGAGGUGGGAGAGAUAUGUGUACAAGUAGGAAACCACUGGAAUGGAUACUUUGGAAAUUCCGAGGCCACUCAAAAUGUCCUGGAUUCUGAGGGUUGGUUUCAUACAGGAGAUCUGGGUUACUUGGAUGAUCAACACCUGCUUCACAUAGUGGAUCGCAAGAAGGCCGUCCUCAAGUACCUGGGUUACCAGUACUGGACCUUUGAGAUAGAGAAAGUUAUUUCGGAACUACCAGGAGUGCAGGAUGUUUGUGUUGUGGGAAUCUACGAUGAGCGGGUUGGUGAUGCAGCUGGAGCUUUGGUAGUGAGAACUAAAGGAUCGAACAUCAAGGAACAGGAAAUUACAGAACAUGUGGGGAAACGAUUGCCGCCAAUUCGGAAGCAACUUCAUUCCGGUGUCCAGUUCACAGAUCAUUUGCCGGCCAAUUUAAAUGGCAAGGUUGAUCGCAAGGCAGCGCGAGAGGAAUUCUUAGCAAAAAAAGAAUUAAUAUAAUAUAACAAAUUUAUAAAAUAUUUUAUU
Drosophila takahashii is the source of this 1655-nucleotide messenger RNA. RefSeq names its product luciferin 4-monooxygenase-like. Gene Ontology annotation, biological process: long-chain fatty acid metabolic process; fatty-acyl-CoA biosynthetic process. NCBI's taxonomy places the organism in Eukaryota, Metazoa, Arthropoda, Insecta, Diptera, Drosophilidae. Gene Ontology annotation, molecular function: long-chain fatty acid-CoA ligase activity. The record is from RefSeq and is a predicted model, not a curated record.